UUCUCUCUCUGUCUCACUCACUACAUAUACAUUUCUCCAUAAAACCAACAACAAAUAUUCCCACACCACAAAUGGACAACACACGCAUACGCCGUCCAAAAUCCCCCGCCCUUCCCCCGCCGCCGUCGCCCGCCAGCCUCGUCCGCAGCAAAAGCCGCUCCUCCGCCGCCAUAACCCUACCCGAGAACAACUCCUGCGCCGCAAACACAAGCCAACGCUCAAACAUCCACCGAUCAAAAUCAGUGACAAAGUCAAGAACUAAGAACAAGGAUGAGGAGAAUUUAAACCCCUUGAAUUGUAAAACCAAGGCUGGCUUUACCAAGCCCUUGAAGUCGUCCCCGGCGACUUCCCCAUCUGCGUGGGCUCUGUCACCGGGCCGGUCCUUGGGCUCUCCCUUUGUUUUAUCACCGCUGACUGCGGUCGAGCCUGCGGUGGUGGAUGGACGGAGAGGGAAACUAGGUGGUCAACGAGGUGGUGCUGUGAGCGGAGUUUUGAGGUUUUUUAGACCAAAGAAGGCCGCAGCGAUGACGGCGGAAGCGGAGGAGCUUCAUCGUUUUAGGAUUUUGCAGAAUAGGUUGUUGCAAUGGAAGUAUGUUAACGUUAGAGCUGAGAUUUCCAUGGCUAAUGUUAAAACACUUGUUCAGGACAAAAUAUUCAGUGUGUGGCUUCACAACUUGAGAAUGAGAAAUCGCAUCUUAGAAAAACGAAUUGAAGUUGAAAAAUUAAGAAAAGAGAUCAAAUUAUACAGAAUAAUCUUCCCUCAAGUUAGUCUCCUCAAGCAAUGGGCAAAGUUAGACAAAAGAAACCAAGAAUCAAUUGGAAGCUUAGCCUCUGUUCUUUCAACACUCUCACUCAGACUCCCUCUACUCCAUGGAGCCAAGAUUGACAUAAAGGCCUUUGAACAAGCAUUGAGCAUGGCCAUGGAAGUGAUUACCAAACUAGAGGCAAUGAUCACCAAAAGCACAUUCCAGCAAUUGGAGAAAAAGUUGUACAUGCUAACGGAGCGGCUAAGCAUAUUUAAAGAACAGGAAGACAGCUUGGAGAGGUUGGAGGAGGCUGUAUGUUCGGUCACCACCUUAGUGGCGGCGGAGAAUAGUAUUAGAAUACAACUCAUACAAGCAACAAAUUCAAGCAAGAAGGAUCCUACUAGUUAAGAUUUGUUUUCACAUUUUUAAUGGCCAUAAGUGAAAUGGAAAAUUAGGCCACCUUUUUUUAAUUAUAGUGAUAGUUAUAAUGGACCCUUCAAAUUUUCAAUUUGAGCAAAUCCCUUUGUAAACUUACAAUAUCAUUCAAAUUAUGUCCUAUCUUGCUUAUCAAUUGAAGAAUU
This is a messenger RNA of Benincasa hispida (wax gourd), 1327 nucleotides long. Its product is annotated as QWRF motif-containing protein 7. Gene Ontology annotation, cellular component: cytoplasm; nuclear microtubule. Gene Ontology annotation, biological process: spindle assembly. The record is from RefSeq and is a predicted model, not a curated record. Lineage: Eukaryota; Viridiplantae; Streptophyta; Magnoliopsida; Cucurbitales; Cucurbitaceae. Gene Ontology annotation, molecular function: microtubule binding.